Messenger RNA from Arctia plantaginis, 258 nucleotides. NCBI's taxonomy places the organism in Eukaryota, Metazoa, Arthropoda, Insecta, Lepidoptera, Erebidae. The record is from the annotation of a GenBank genome assembly.
AUGGCUGGCGCGAGCACACUUCUCGACGCGAAGGCAGUUACUAAGCAAUCAGAGGCUGACUCCGAAGGUGUAGACGGGGCAGACCGGCAGAGUUAUAUGCGGCCGCGCCGACACGUCGCGCGUCGUGCAACGGUCCUAUGCGUUAUUUCGCGCGACCUUGAUCCCCACGCAUCACCCGCUUAUCCGCGCGUGUUAUGUAAGGCCACUGCCACACGUUGCAGUUUCAGGACUCCGUUACAUCAUCUUUAUGGACGGUAA